This is a messenger RNA of Carassius carassius (crucian carp), 2206 nucleotides long. Its product is annotated as inhibin beta B chain. Gene Ontology annotation, cellular component: extracellular region. Lineage: Eukaryota; Metazoa; Chordata; Actinopteri; Cypriniformes; Cyprinidae. Gene Ontology annotation, molecular function: cytokine activity; growth factor activity. Gene Ontology annotation, biological process: BMP signaling pathway; SMAD protein signal transduction. The transcript is spliced from 2 exons. Bases 671 to 1831 code for a protein of 386 amino acids. The record is from RefSeq and is a predicted model, not a curated record.
ACGAGCCUAACACAGAGACACACAUUCACACCGAGAGCUACGAUGAAGAAGUAUAUUGGAAACGAACACUGGAAGUCAAAAUGCCCAACAAAGGAGGGUAAUAUCUUCAUUUGAAGAACUAAAGAGGCGAGUGAUUAUUUGGAAAUACUGUAGUCUCCUUCUCUGACUGGUUUACACAUCAUCACCAUGGAUAGUUUGAACUCGAAAGAGUGAAGAAAUCACCGGGACAAAUCAUAACAGCUCCUUUGUUUAGUCUGUGGGGUUUUACACGCGUAAUACUGAGAUACUUCCAGUCAUGCCAUGACGCAUCAGACGCGUGCGUAAAAGUGGCAUUCGCGGCUGUGCGUGGACAGAUAUCAAGAGCUCUGGUUACUUUAUUAUUUACACAUCUCACAUUUAUCAACUUUGAGAAAAUCUAACGGUGACGAUCCGUGAUAUCAGUCACGAAUUGUGUUGAAAUCAUUGACAGAGUGACAAAAUAAUCAACCGCAGGAACAUAGUCUAGACGUUGAGAGGAUUUAUUGCGUUUGCGUUUAAUUCAGAUCAAUCCGGAUCUCCUUUAAGAGUGGAUUUAACACUUCUGAGUCUCACUUUUUUGAGAGAAAGAAGGCGGAUACGAACUUGGUCGCAUUCAUCUCCAUCCACCCUGUUCUGUUUAUUAUCACGGAAGAUGAAAAGCUUGAUAUUCGAAGUGCUUUGUUUUGUGUCCAUCCUCAUCUCCAUCCGCUGCACACCGGCACCGGACACCGAACCCCCGAGCAUCAGCCCGAGCUGCGGGUCCUGCGGGCUCAGCCAGACGGAUGGAGGCACUCUGGUGGAUGUGGAUUUGUUGGAGGUGGUGAAGAGACACAUUCUGAGCCGGUUACAGAUGCGGGACAGACCCAACAUCACCCACCCCAUCCCGAAGGCGGCGAUGGUGACCGCGCUCAAGAAGCUCCACGCCGGGAAGGUGCGCGAGGACGGGAGGGUGGAGAUCCCGAACCUGGAUGGACACUCCACGUCCGCGAACGAGGUGGAAGAGGAGACCUCGGAGAUCAUCAGCUUCGCCGAGACAGACGAAUCGCUGACCUCCAAAACCAGCCUGUUUUUCGUGAUAUCCAACGAGGGCAACCAGAACCUCCAUGUGUCUCAAGCCAGUCUGUGGUUGUACUUCAAGAUUCUCCCAAAUGUUUUGGAGAAAGGCUCGAGGAGGAAGGUCACGGUGAAGGUUUACUCGCAGGAACCGGGACUUGGGAGCAAGUGGAACUUGGUGGAGAAGCGUGUGGAUCUCAAACGCAGCGGAUGGCACACUUUUCCAUUGACGGAGGCCGUGCAAAUGGUUUUUGCCAAAGGCAAUCGACGGCAGAACCUGGAUGUACGGUGUGAAGUGUGCGAUAAGAUGGGUGUCAUGCCUAUUUUGGUGAACACAGCCGACGAAUCCCAUCGUCCAUUCCUUGUGGUCCAAGCUCGAGCGGCCGACAACAAACACCGCAUCCGCAAACGAGGUCUUGAAUGCGAUGGAAGCAGCAGCUUGUGUUGCCGCCAACAGUUUUACAUCGAUUUCCGCCUCAUCGGCUGGAACGAUUGGAUCAUCGCCCCAUCAGGGUACUUUGGGAAUUAUUGCGAAGGGAAUUGUCCGGCGUACAUGGCCGGAGUUCCCGGAUCGGCUUCAUCUUUCCACACGGCCGUCGUAAAUCAAUACCGCAUGCGAGGAAUGAGUCCGGGAUCCAUGAACUCCUGCUGCAUCCCCACCAAACUCAGCACCAUGUCCAUGCUGUACUUUGACGACGAAUACAACAUCGUGAAACGGGAUGUGCCCAACAUGAUCGUCGAGGAGUGCGGCUGUGCUUGAGACUUCCAAAUUAUCAUAGUAAGAAACUAAUAUUUAUGACUCACACGUGCUCACAAAUCCCCAACUCUUCCACGCAUCUUUGUACAUAUAUUUAUGUUCUUUAAUCAUCGAGCAAUUUAGUUCCAGUCUACAGGUUUGUACGAUUCUGUCACAUCAAAGGGAUGGGAUCGCUUUUAUCUCUGUUUACACUUUUAUUGGCAUCGAUGGUCAUCCAUUAGACAAGAGGUUCUUUAGAUCACUAAAAUGUUUUUCACACUUGUCUUUUAAAGAGAUAGUUCAGCCUAAAAUUAAAAUGUUCUGUUAAUUUACUCACCUUCAGGCCAUCCAAGAUGUAGGUGACUUUUUUCCUCAGUAGAGGAGUGAAGAAGAUUUUUA